GCAAGUACCAUAUUUUUGCCAGUUUGAAAAGGCGAAACAGUUUUUGUGACAAUUAGAUUCAUUACAUGUAAGUGUGAAUUUAAUCAUCCUGGUACUCUAUUUAAAUAUUCAUUUAAUCAAAAAAUGUUGAAAUUAUAUAUUAGAUUAAAUCAGCUAUACAGUGUCAUAAGUAGGGCUAGUGAAAUUUUGUUAUUCUAUGUAAUAUUGAGAAGUAAAUAUGUAAAUAAUAAACCAACUUCCGUUUAGAUUAUUUCCUGAACAUUAUAAAUAUAACCAAUAAACAAAACGACCACUCGUUAAAAAAACUUCCUUGUGAGGGUACAUGUAUGUAUAAGUAAUAACUUCUUUGUCAGUGAACCAUUUACGUGCAUCUACACAUAAUUCGAAUGACCUUCAAAUCUACUUAAUACACCAUUAUAAAUCUCAGAAGCUUUUUUAUACAGCACAACCAUUCAAAAUGGACAACGUUACUUUCGACAUAUCGCAAAAAGUGAAAGAAUGGAAUAACGAGAUAGUGCAGAGCCUUAUUCCUAACAACACUAUCCUGUCAAUGUAUAUGGUGGCUGGAUUGUUGGGUAACUCCCUCGUCAUCUUCAUUUACGGUUUCAAAAUGAAAGGCAACAAAGAGGACAGGUAUUUCAUUCCGUUUCUUGCAAUGGCGGACCUUUGGGCUUCUUUGAUUUGUGCCUCUUUUGGGAUCGCCCAAAAUAUGAUGCAGGCGACCUUCGACGAUGAACAAUUGUGUAAAACAUGGUGGUUCUUUGCCGCCUUCUCAACUUUAACGUCUGUGUUUUUUCUUCUUAUUGUUGCUGUCCACAGAUAUCUCAAAGUUUGCCAGCCCCUCGGGAGACAGAUGACCUUAAAAUUGAAACGAUUCGCCUUGUGUAUGGGAUUAACAGUUGCUUUUAUCUUAGCUGUGCCCAUGACCUACUUUUAUGGAUCUGAUCCUUUUCUUAACGAAGAGUUGGGAAUCUAUGGACGACGUUGCAGUAGGCUGAGCUCUGCAAAUAAAACUGGGUCUCUUAUAUUUGGAGGCCUCCUUCUCCUCAUUACCAUCACUAUUAUAGCAUCUCUGAUAUGUCUUUAUUCCAAAAUAGGAUUAAAAAUCCGGGACCAUUUAAAACGUACCAAAAUUAAGCGACGCAACAAAACAGUCGAACACUCCCGAGGCGGCGUUUCAAACAGUGACGACCGACUGAGUUACACGGAACGUGAGACCCAAUCACAUGAUACUGAUGAUAGAACCGAAGACACUGGGUUUUCCACUAUGCGCAGGUCAACCAGUACCUGCAGAGAGCUCGAGGCUGUCUCACCUACAAAAAACAAUGGAGGAAAACACGUACCCAGGCUGUCGAGUGUAAAGAGGAGAAAACGGAAGCGAGUCGUGUAUAAAUUCACUCUGAUGUUCAUGCUUAUAACCGUCAUUUUCUUGAUCUGUUAUAUUCCUAAAACCACCAUCAUGUUGUUGGAAGCAAGGAAUACAUCGUUUUGGGAGGAGUUUACAUAUACAGGAAGAUCUGUUUUACUGUUUGUUUAUAGGAUUUAUAUCUUGAAUAACAUCACAAACCCAGUCAUUUACGCCUUUCUUGAUAAAAAGUUUUCAAAAGAAAUAAAAAAAUGUUGUGUAUGCAAGUAGUGAAGUUUUAUGAUAAAUAUCUCAAAAAUGCAUUCUUCCUUUGUUUUUUAUGUGUCAUUUAUCUCUCGAGCGUCCUGAUUUACUUACAUGCAUCUAGAAGUUUUAAGAAUGAAAAUGGUAUUGAAUUAGCGAGUUUACGUUGAAUUAAACUUUUAAUUUUUAACUCGCAGCAAAAAUCGGCGUGUUUAACAGCAUCAUCACGUGGUUGUUUUUCACACCGUUGUAAUACACAGUUUGCCUAGCUUGAAACAUCGAUAUGUGUUAAUUGACGUCAACUGUUUGGACACCAAAGGGGUUCGCAUGAUAGAAAAAUUAUGUAAAAAUAUCAAAAGUCUCCAUUGUGCUUGCAAUGAUAUUUAAAAAACUAAUAAUAAUAUAAGUAUUCAGGAAUUCAUUGACUUAUAUGAAAAUGAUCAUUAUAGUCGGUACCUGAACAAAUUCAAUAUGAUAAAGCCCUUUGGGCUUGAUUUGAUUUGAUUACGUGCCCGACAGUUUUGAUCUCCCCUUAGAAGUAGAAAAAAUUAAACCAAUCAGUGAUGUAUUACAAAUGAAUGUUUAUAACUCUUUUGACAGAUAUUCUUUCAUUUUUAUUCCUGAUCUAACAAUUACUAUUUUUAGACUUGGAUGCUUGAAAUCUGUACAAAACGCCUAACUCUGUUGUGAAUUUUGAUAUGCAUCUAUUGGAAAGACGUAUGUUAUAUUUCUGUAAAAGGCCUAACUCUGUUGUGAAUUUUGAUAUGCAUCUAUUGGUAAGACGUAUGUUACAUUUCUGGAAAAUGUCAAUCGAUGUUUUAGAAAGAUAUUAACACGAACACAAUUAUUUUGAAAUUUUGGCAUG
Messenger RNA from Magallana angulata, 2474 nucleotides. RefSeq names its product cholecystokinin receptor type A-like. Gene Ontology annotation, cellular component: membrane. Gene Ontology annotation, molecular function: G protein-coupled receptor activity. The transcript has a single exon. Lineage: Eukaryota; Metazoa; Mollusca; Bivalvia; Ostreida; Ostreidae. Gene Ontology annotation, biological process: G protein-coupled receptor signaling pathway. The record is from RefSeq and is a predicted model, not a curated record. The coding region runs from base 458 to 1636 and encodes 392 amino acids.